AUGGUACGUUUUAUUACUGACAUUCAAGUGGUUGACAAGAAUUCCCAGCUCCUGCACAAUCUCACACUAGGCUACAACGUCUGUGACAACUUAGUCAAUACACUUGGAACUUCAGAUGCCUUGAUGGACAUGCUCUCUACUGGAGAAGCCAAUGUUCCCAACUACAGUUGUGGAAGAAAGGACAACAUUUUAGCUCUUGUUGAUGCAACUCUCAAGGAUUACUCUAUCCAGAUUUCAACAUUAGUAGGCCCCUACAAAGUUCCACAGAUCCAGGAGGAGAAGGAAGGAGGAGGAAAGGAGUUUGGUGACUCCAAGACGGCAGCCAUGGCAGCCACAGGCUUUGUGUUAAUCAUAUUCAUCAAAUGCCAAGACACUCCCAUUGUCAAAGCCAACAACCGGGAUCUCUCUUACAUCCUCCUGGUCUCCCUCCUGCUUUGCUUCUUGACUCCUUUUCUCUUCAUUGGUCAACCAAGGAAAGAAACCUGUCUUCUCCGUCAAAUAGUUUUCAGCAUCAUCUUCUCAGUUGCUGUUUCUUCUGUCUUAGCCAAAACAAUCACAGUGGUGCUAGCUUUCCUGGCCACAAAACCAGGGAGCCGAGUGAAGAAAUGGUUGGGGAAGAGUUUGGCCAACUCCAUUAUCUUUUUUUGUUCUGCCAUUCAAAUGAUCAUUUGCUCCAUUUGGCUGGGCAUUUCUCCUCCAUUUCCUGACUCUGACCUCCACUCCCAGCCUGGAGAGAUCAUCCUGCAAUGCAACGAAGGGGCUGUUGUCAUGUUCUACGUCACCCUCAGCUACAUGGGCUUCCUGGCUGCCAUCUGUUUCACGGUGGCUUUCCUGGCCAGGAAUCUGCCUGGGGCCUUCAACGAAGCCAAGCUGAUCACCUUCAGCAUGCUGGUCUUCUGCAGUGUUUGGGUGUAA
Thamnophis elegans (Western terrestrial garter snake) is the source of this 915-nucleotide messenger RNA. RefSeq names its product vomeronasal type-2 receptor 26-like. Gene Ontology annotation, cellular component: membrane. Gene Ontology annotation, biological process: G protein-coupled receptor signaling pathway. Gene Ontology annotation, molecular function: G protein-coupled receptor activity. The coding region runs from base 1 to 915 and encodes 304 amino acids. The record is from RefSeq and is a predicted model, not a curated record. NCBI's taxonomy places the organism in Eukaryota, Metazoa, Chordata, Lepidosauria, Squamata, Natricidae. The transcript is spliced from 4 exons.